Durusdinium trenchii is the source of this 841-nucleotide messenger RNA. Lineage: Eukaryota; Dinophyceae; Suessiales; Symbiodiniaceae. The record is from the annotation of a GenBank genome assembly.
GGCUCAGCAAGGGACACCGCGGUUUUGACUGCACUCCCGAAGUGAAGAAAAGCAUUUCGCCGUUCAGCCUGGUGUGAUGUGGUGCUGCUGCGCAACCGAGGAACAGGACAAGCAGUUUGACGUGGGUGAUGAUGGCUCGCGCCGCCCUCCGAUGGUCGAAGUUCAGAAGACUUUUGCAGAUGACGAUGAGGCUGAGGGCGCGGCCGUGUUCACGGCCUCGCUGAGCCGAAACCACGGGCUGUUGGGCCUCUCAGUGGACCGCUCCGACACGAACUGCGUGGUCAUCCGCGAUGUCACGGGUGGUGCUGCUGGAGCAUGGAACCAGCUGAUGCCCCACAAGGAGAUCCGCACGUACGAUCAAGUCCUGGAAGUGAAUGGCGAGCUUGUGAACGGUGACGACAUCGCGCGGAAGUUGGAGGCGGACGCCCAGGAGAUUGUCUUGAAGUUCCGCCGCCCCGAGGAGCGCAAGGUGGUGCUCGAAAAACCCGGCCGACUUGGCAUCGAUGUCAACUAUCGCAAGACCUCAGUGAAGCCAUGGAUUGCCAGCAUCAGCCCCGGCCUGGUUGCAGAUUGGAACAAGGAAAACCCCGACAUUGCGGCUUUGCCACACGACCGCAUCACGGCAGUGAACGAGGUGGCUGGAAACAUCGACACGAUCCUUGAGAAGCUCCGAAGCCCUGACAAGCGUUUGGUUCUCACCGUGAUGCACUACGAAGCCUACUGAUCCGCUGGCGACGCCCAUCGCGAUGCCCAUCCCUCUUCCAACCUGUCGGGGUGGUCCGCGGGAAAGCCUCGGGGCUGCACUGGCCGAGGGAGGCUGACUGCUGUGCAGAACCGGAAC